CAAAGAAGACUUCCUGAAGAAAUGGGAGAACCCCUCCCAGAACACGGCCAGUUUGGAUCAGUUUGAGCGAAUCAAGACCCUGGGCACAGGCUCAUUUGGGAGAGUGAUGCUGGUGAAGCACAAGGAGACCGGGAAUCCCUAUGCCAUGAAGAUCCUGGAGAAACAGAAGGUAGUGAAGCUCAAACAAAUUGAGCACACCCUCAACGAGAAACGGAUCCUCCAGGCCGUCAACUUUCCAUUACUCAUCAAACUAGAGUAUUCUUUCAAGGAUAACUCCAAUCUGUACAUGGUGAUGGAAUACAUCCCGGGCGGGGAGAUGUUCUCUCACCUACGGCGGAUCGGGAGGUUCAGUGAACCUCACGCCCGGCUCUACGUUGCUCAGAUCGUCCUGACCUUUGAGUAUCUGCACUCGCUGGAUCUCAUCUACCCAGACCUGAAGCCAGAGAAUCUCUUGAUAGACCAGCAGGGCUACAUAGAGGUAACAGAUUUUGGUUUUGCCAAACGGGUGAAAGGCCGAACCUGGACUCUGUGUGGGACCCCGGAAUACCUGGCCCCCGAGAUCAUCCUCAGCAAGGGUUAUAACAAGGCUGUGGACUGGUGGGCCCUGGGCGUCCUCAUCUACGAGAUGGCGGCUGGUUACCCCCCGUUCUUCGCAGACCAGCCCAUUCAGAUCUACAAGAAGAUUGUUUCUGGCAAGUGAUGAUAACCAAGGCUG
This is a messenger RNA of Gopherus evgoodei (Goodes thornscrub tortoise), 715 nucleotides long. Its product is annotated as cAMP-dependent protein kinase catalytic subunit alpha-like. Lineage: Eukaryota; Metazoa; Chordata; Testudines; Testudinidae. The transcript is spliced from 8 exons. Gene Ontology annotation, cellular component: nucleus; cAMP-dependent protein kinase complex. The record is from RefSeq and is a predicted model, not a curated record. The coding region runs from base 107 to 700 and encodes 197 amino acids. Gene Ontology annotation, molecular function: protein kinase A regulatory subunit binding; cAMP-dependent protein kinase activity; ATP binding. Gene Ontology annotation, biological process: peptidyl-serine phosphorylation.